Molecule: messenger RNA, 1490 nt
Organism: Cyprinus carpio (common carp)
Lineage: Eukaryota; Metazoa; Chordata; Actinopteri; Cypriniformes; Cyprinidae
Product: aldehyde dehydrogenase, mitochondrial-like
Molecular function (GO): aldehyde dehydrogenase (NAD+) activity
Source: RefSeq, a predicted model, not a curated record
UAUCUGGCAACAUCUGUGCUGAAGUCCGAGCUCGAGCUCGAUCUCAGAAAUGCUGCGCGCUGUUUUCUCGCGAACUCUCCUGCAGGUUUCCCGGAUCUCAGCAUGUCAGCACUCAACGAUUCCUGCCCCGAGUCUUCAUCCAGACGUUCACUACAACAAGAUUUUCAUCAACAAUGAGUGGCAUGAUGCAGUAAGCAAGAAGACUUUUCCAACCAUCAAUCCUGCUACGGCUGAGGUUAUCUGUCAGGUCGCAGAGGGCGAGAAGGCGGAUGUGGAGAAAGCUGUCAAGGCUGCUAAAGAUGCCUUUAAGCUGGGGUCUCCCUGGCGGCGUAUGGAUGCGUCCCACCGCGGGCUGCUCUUGAGCCGAUUGGCAGACUGCAUCGAGAGAGAUGCUGCUUAUUUAGCUGAACUAGAGACUCUCGACAAUUCAAAAAAAUAUACACGAUCUAACAAAGAUAAUUAUGAAAUUUCCAGUAAUCUGAAGAAGGUCACACUGGAGCUGGGAGGAAAGAGUCCAAACAUCAUUCUGUCAGAUGCUAAUAUGGCGGAGGCAGUGGAGCAGUCUCAUUUCGCCCUGUUCUUCAAUCAAGGCCAGUGCUGCUGUGCAGGCUCUCGCACGUAUGUGCAGGAGAGCAUCUACGAUGAGUUUGUUGAGCGGAGCGUAGAGAGAGCUAAGAAGAGGACUGUGGGAGACCCCUUUGACUUGAACACGGAGCAGGGCCCCCAGGUGGAUGAGGAACAGUUCCAGAAGAUUCUUGGCUACAUCAGCAGCGGGAAGCGUGAUGGUGCUAAGCUCAUGUGUGGCGGUGAGGCGGCGGCUGACCACGGUUACUUCAUCCAGCCUACCAUCUUCAGAGAUGUUAAAGAUGACAUGACCAUUGCUCGGGAGGAGAUCUUUGGACCCGUGAUGCAAAUUCUGAAGUUUAAAUCUUUAGAUGAAGUGAUUGAGAGAGCCAAUGACAGCAAAUAUGGCCUUGCAGCUGCUGUUUUCACCCAAAACAUUGACAAGGCCCAUUACAUAUCCAACGGCCUGCGCGCUGGCACUGUGUGGAUUAACUGUUACGACGUGUUUGGAGCUCAGGCUCCAUUCGGGGGAUACAAGGCCUCAGGAAUCGGCCGUCGUGAGUUAGGAGAGUACGGACUGAGACAAGAAUACACAGAGGUCAAAACGGUUACAAUUAAGGUCCCUCAGAAAAAUUCGUAAAUGGAUGAAUUCAUUUAAGGAAGCCAUCACAUAAUUAUAAGAGUCAUGGUAGGCAUUAUUUAAAAAAAUGAACAUUAUUCUGAUUCUCAUCCAUCAACACGAGUAAUUUGCUAAUGUGAACUGAAAAAUAAUAUGCGUUUAUUACAAAUUCUCUUCUGUAAAAGUAAAGUUCUAUCAGUGAUGAUUAGUUAGUCACGUAUAGUUGAUUUUAGGGAAGUUAUUGCUGUGAUUAUCCACCAGACAAAAGGAUUUGUAUUGGGCUGACUUUAUUCUGUUUAAUUCCAGC